Messenger RNA from Trichogramma pretiosum, 2696 nucleotides. It is a transcript of the gene Stam, whose product is annotated as signal transducing adapter molecule 1. NCBI's taxonomy places the organism in Eukaryota, Metazoa, Arthropoda, Insecta, Hymenoptera, Trichogrammatidae. Bases 484 to 2232 code for a protein of 582 amino acids. Gene Ontology annotation, biological process: protein transport to vacuole involved in ubiquitin-dependent protein catabolic process via the multivesicular body sorting pathway. Gene Ontology annotation, molecular function: ubiquitin binding; phosphatidylinositol binding. The record is from RefSeq and is a predicted model, not a curated record. Gene Ontology annotation, cellular component: ESCRT-0 complex. The transcript has 10 exons.
GGUGAACAACAUACACAGAUAAGAGUGCGUGUUAGUUGGGAACUACGUUUACAUUGUGAUAAUAAUAUAAAAAGCUCCCAGCGUAAGCAUAAAAGUGUACGUAUAUUAUACACAAAGCAAAUAUGCUAUGAGCGCCGCCGAUGAUGCAUCAGUGGAGAGACUCGACUUGCUGCUGCUGAUUCGUAACAAAAUAUCAAGUGGUGUCGUGCCUAACUGAGCCAACCUUAUAGUUGCGGAGUUUAUAAUAUGCUAUUAGUCAUCGUCACGACAUUGUCAGUCGAGUAUCAGCUGCUAUCAGUUUAACAUUGUGCCCAAAAUCCAUAUGACAGCGUAAUACGCGUUUCUCGUAAAAAGAAAGCCUAAGCUACGCUUCUGUCGCUAAAAACGUAAUCCAAUCGUAACACAUAUUGCAGACAGGAUCAAAAAGAUCGAACAAACAUCUUUGUAUUUUACUAAUCGCAAGUGCGAAACGAAGAAUUCAAAAUGAUGAGCCUUUUUGCUGGUUCGCCUUUCGAUGCCGAUGUCGAAAAGGCAACAGAUCACAAAAGAACUUCGGAAGAUUGGGCCCUUAUAAUGGAAAUUUGUGACAAGGUUGGUAAUUCCACUCAACAUGCCAAAGAUUGUCUGCGUUCCAUUAUGAAGAGGCUGUCAAAUCAAGAUCCACAUAUUGUCUUACUAGCCAUAACUUUAUUAGAUGCUUGUUCCAACAACUGCGGCAAAGUCUUUCACUUGGAAAUUGCCUCAAGAGAAUUUGAGGGACAAUUUAUUAAACUACUCAACAGCAAUCGCAAUCAACCUGUUAUUUAUGAAAAAUUGAAAGCUCUUUUAAAAAAAUGGGCUGAAAAUGAUUACAAAUCUGAUCCACAAUUGAACUUGAUACCAAGUCUUUUGAACCAAUUAAAAAAUGAUCACGAUUUUUCAACAGUUUCUGAGCCUGGGCCAAGGAAAUCAUAUGCUCUGAGUAAAGACCCUAAUGUAGUAGCAAGUGCAAAAGAAGAGGAAGAGUUAGCAAAAGCUAUUGAACUAUCUUUAAAAGAAAGUAGUAAGCAGUCUGUAUCAAUCUCCCAUAGUUCUCCUUCAACAAAAAAAGUAGCUAGUCUUUACCCUAAUGUUAAUAGUACAUUGUUAACAACAAGUAAUACAGAAGGAAGAAAAGUCAAAGCUUUGUAUGAUUUCGAAGCUGUUGAAGAUAAUGAGUUAACUUUUUCGGCAGGAGAAAUUAUUAAUAUUUUGGAUGAUUCUGACCCUAACUGGUGGAAGGGAAGCAACAAUAGAGGUGAAGGUUUGUUUCCUGCUAACUUUGUGACAGCAGAUCUAUCUGUCGAACCAGAUCAAUUUACAAAACUAGAAAGUAAUAAAAAAUCAGUCCAAUUUGCAGAAGAAGUAGAAGUGAAAACAGUACCGAAAGAACCUGAAGUGGUUUCUAUUGAAAUUGAUGAAGAUAAGAUGGAUAGACUUUUGCAUUUAUUGCAUGAGGCAGAUCCCCAAUCGAAUAGUACAGAUUCACAAGAGAUGCUUGAUUUAGAAGCUCAAGUAUCUCAAAUGGGACCUCUAAUUGAUACAGCUUUAGAGAAAGUUGAUAAGCAACAUGCUCAACUUACUCAAUUAAGUUCUGAUCUUGUGGAAGCUAUGAAUUUAUAUCAUACUCUAAUGAGAGAACCAGCUAUAUCUAGUUAUGUUUUACCAAAAAUGCCACCACAGCAAAUGGUAUACUCAUAUCCAAUGAACAGUGGAAUAUAUUCACAAGGACCUCAACAAGGUCCUCCUCAAGUUCAUCCUCAAGGUAUGCCAUCUCAAGACAGUCAUCAUCAAAAUGCACAUGUAUCCAUGGUGCACACAGGACAAGUAACACAUCCUCAAGGGUUACAUACCCAAGGGCCAGUACCACAAGGUCAUCAUCCACUUCAAGGAUCACAGCCACAAGGAAAUCAUCCACAACUUCAUCCAUCGCAUCCAAUAUUUAAUGGAAUGCCUACAGGUCCUCAAUAUCAUAUAAUGCCUAAUUCUCAAGUAUACGAUGAUAUAAUAAAUUCACUAGAAGAUACUUCUAUUUCUGAAAGACACUCUAUGCCAUUACCUACACAAAAUAAUGCUUGCUUUCCUCGACCUAGCUACCCACCACAAACGAAUCCUGGCGCAGUACCCGUCGGCUAUAUGAUGCAAGUUGAAAAUGGCUCGGCAGUAAAUCAGCAAACACAAUUUGUGCCACCGAAUAGUCAACGACUGAUGUAAGAGAAAAAUCAACAUCUUCAUCGAUCAAUUAACACAGUUAUUAGUUAUCAUGUGACAUUAUUUUGACACAUUGACGACAACUUUAUUUUCCUUAUUUUUUAAAAUAUAUAUUAUACACUAUAAAUGACAAACAAAUAUCCACUCACAUUAUAAUACUUAUAUAUAACAAACUUAAGAAUAAGACCAUGCAGAUUGCUAAAAACACUAACUCUUGAAAAAAACAAAAAAAGAACUGGCAAACAUCUCGCAAUAACCCUAGUAAUUCAACGAAAAAAAGAACUAUUGAGCAUAAACGAUGCAUUUAUUCAAUGAUAUUUUUAUUAAUCUUCCUCAAUUUAUUAGUCAAAUUAGAAAAGAGUAUUUUAGGGAUUUGAGAUAAUUUGACUAUUUGUAAUGUACCACGAAUUUAUUUUAAAUUAUUUAAUCUGUUAAGAGAACAAAUAAAAACAUUAACUUUUAAAAAA